Messenger RNA from Mycena citricolor, 861 nucleotides. The record is from the annotation of a GenBank genome assembly. NCBI's taxonomy places the organism in Eukaryota, Fungi, Basidiomycota, Agaricomycetes, Agaricales, Mycenaceae.
AUGCUCGAGUAUUAUAUGCAGCGUCUGUGUCGCUUACGACAUCAUGUCAGCACGGAGUGGCCAAACUCGCCCGGCAUCUGGAACAGCGCGCAAGCAGCUGGGUGGAAGAGGAUCGUCGACGCUGUGCACAAGGAGGGCGGGCGCAUGUAUUGCCAGCUUUCUGGACGUGUAUCGCACCCCGAAGCGCCUCACCAAAUUGCAUCUGGAGAGGUGAGCGCCGCCUUAAACUGCGAAUAUUUGUUUUGCCCGACGGAGAUCCCAGACCCAAUGAAGAUCGUAGAGUUGUUCAGGAUUGCUGCAUUGCACGCGAAAGACGCCGGAUUUGAUGGUGUCGAGAUCCAUGGUGCUAACGGCUACCUGAUCCAUCAAUUUAUGGAUCCCAGCGCAAACCAGCGUACCGAUAAGUGGGGUGGCAGUCCGGAGAACCGUGCCCGGUUCCUUCUGGAGAUCUUGAAAGUCGUAUGCGAGAUCUGGGGUCCGAACGUUGGACUCAAGAUAAACCCUGGGGGCGGAUACAACGACAUGGGCUUUCCACUCGACGAGACCAUCGCGUCGUUCGGCUAUCUUCUCAACGAGGUUGACAAGAUGGGCCUUGCCUACGUCUGCAUCCUGCAGUACCUCGAUUACUUCGAUACCGCCAAGCGCGGGACGCCGCACGACGUGUGGGCGCUCGAGUGGGUCGAGAGCGGGAAAUAUCCCGCGGUUUUCAUCGGCAUCCCGUGGAUCUCGCACCCAGAUUUGACCCGCCGCGUCAAAGCUGGAAAGCCGCUCGACAAUCCCUUAGACGGUCCGCAUACUCAUGGCGGAAAUUUUGAGCCGUCGAUUGGGUACUUGGACUACCCUGAAGCCACGUAUGAUUAA